ACAUACGAUGGAAACUAGACCAAUUGUGUAUUAAAUUUCGCGCCAUUUUUCUGUUGUACUCUUGUUGCUUAAUUUUAACGUACAAGACAGCAGAUUAUAUAUUUUUCUAGGCGAAUAUAUAUAAAAUUCGUGUGUAUGUGCUGUGUAAUCAUCUCGAGUGAUAUAUUUGCUGGAUACAGAAUUUAUAAUAGUGACAGAUUUUAAACUGCAUAUAUAUAACCUUACUUUUGCACAAAUACGAUUAUAAUGGGCGAUAUUUCGGAUUUGCUUGAUUUACUACCAGUUUAUUAUUCGAGAUUGUUUCCUUUUGCCGAGUAUUAUAGGUGGUUAAGUUAUGGAAAUGCGGCUACCUUUGGUAAAAGAGAAUUUUCGUUUACGCUCUCCGACGAUAUUUAUAUACGUUAUCAAUCCUUUAAUAACCAGAAGGCACUAUCGGAUGAAAUUAAAAGAUUGCUGCCACAUAAGAUAGAUAUAGGAGCAGUUUAUAAUGUUCAACCAAAGGAACAGAAAAGAGUUCCCAAUUUUCAUCCGAUUGAACGAGAAUUGGUGUUCGAUAUAGACAUGACUGAUUACGAUGAAGUAAGAACGUGCUGUAAAGGAGCGGAUAUUUGCAAUAAAUGUUGGAAAUUUAUGUCGCUCGCUUGUAAAAUAUUAGACAAUGCAUUGAGGCUGGACUUUGGCUAUAAACACAUCUUAUGGGUAUUCUCCGGUAGAAGGGGUAUUCAUUGCUGGGUGUGUGAUACCACGGCACGCAGUUUGUCGGGGCAAGUACGAGCUGCAAUUGCAGAAUACUUGCAAGUCAUAGGCGGAGGCGAAUUCAUGAAGAAAAAAGUGUAUCUUGCUGGCAGUAAAAUUCAUCACUCCAUUAAGCGUGCUCUCAAUAUAAUUAAUCCUGUUUUCGUCGAGAUGUGUGUCAAAGAGCAGAAUAUGCUAGGUACAGAAGAGGGAAUUCAAAAAUUUCUCUCGAUACUGCCCAACGAAGACGACAGACGAGAAAUAAAAACAUUGUUUAACAAAGAAAGCACCAGUGAAGCCAGAUGGAAUGCAUUCGUAGCGUAUAUCGAAUCUAAACGACCCGCGGGAGACCGAAAAUGGUACUUGUAUCGUCAUAUGAUAGAAGAAAUUAAAUUACAAUAUUCGUAUCCGAGAUUAGAUAUAAAUGUCAGCAAAGGGUUGAAUCAUUUGUUGAAAUCACCCUUUUGCGUUCAUCCAAAGACCGGGAAAAUUUGCAUACCGUUCAACGUGAAUGCAGUAGACAAAUUCGACCCUGACAAGGUCCCUACUAUAAUGACACUAAUGAAAGAAAUCGACGUGUACGAUGUAAAGGAUAAAGCUGAGCAAGAAAAGUAUGAGUUAAAUACGAAACGAAUAAAAGAUUACAAGAAGACGAGUCUGAAUAAAUCGCUACACGUUUUCCAAGAAUUUUUGCGUCACUUAGAAGCCGAACGAAGGGAGCAGAGAUUAAAAGGAGAAAUUUCAGCUGAUACUAUGGAAUUUUAAUAUAGAAGUGGAAGACAAGGUAGGAAGAUAAGUUUGUUUAAUAUUCUAAGAUGUGGUGCUGCCUCUUCUUUGCAUUCAGUGUAACAAGUAUUUAUAACACUUUAAUAUAUUUUUAUAAAAUGGG
Ooceraea biroi (clonal raider ant) is the source of this 1624-nucleotide messenger RNA. RefSeq names its product DNA primase small subunit (gene DNApol-alpha50). Lineage: Eukaryota; Metazoa; Arthropoda; Insecta; Hymenoptera; Formicidae. The record is from RefSeq and is a predicted model, not a curated record. Gene Ontology annotation, biological process: DNA replication, synthesis of primer.